AUGAAAAAUGGCGAAUAUACAAUCGUCCAAAGCAUCCCCAAUGAUUCACCGACCUUGAUAAAACCAUCCUUCCAUCCAUUAAUUUUGACAAAAAUCACACAUGAUCUCGUCAAAUUUAAAGCAAAAUUUGAUGGCAGGACAAUUGGUGGACAACGCUCAUUAAAAAUAAUUUUGGAAUCUGGAACUGAUUUGCCAAUCCCUUGGUGUCUAGAUGGUCUACUCAACGUAAACCUUCGUCCACCUCUUCCAACUUCCGAUCCAAGUGCUGAUAAAAAUGCUGACAUGGAAAUGAAAGCAACCGAAGCAAUUGAGAAAAUGCUUGAGAAAGAAACAAGCAAUACUGAGGUAAUAUUGCAAAUGAUGACAGAUGGACCAUCGAAGUGGAGGUGAUUAUAAAAGCUAAGACGAAAUAAAUUUGCCUGCAUGGAAGAAAAAACAGGCCACAACUACAGGUUCCUCUGUAUUAUGUUUGGUGUAUUUCACAAAAUCAGAAUAUCAAUUCUCGAUGCCCUAAUAUAUAUAGCUAUAUAAACUAUAGAUGUAAACACUGAGUGUAGUUCAAUCUUUUCUCUAUCUCUUAGAUUAAAAUUACUGAGAAAGGGAGAAAGAAAUCGGAACCUUCAGGAGAAAAAUAUCAGCAACGCCAACAGCUAGGUCUUCAGGGAAAAGGAAACGAAAACAAGCAAAAGAAAUGGCUUACAUGCAUGCAAUGA
Paramuricea clavata is the source of this 713-nucleotide messenger RNA. The record is from the annotation of a GenBank genome assembly. NCBI's taxonomy places the organism in Eukaryota, Metazoa, Cnidaria, Anthozoa, Malacalcyonacea, Plexauridae.